This is a messenger RNA of Hydractinia symbiolongicarpus, 3387 nucleotides long. Its product is annotated as transcriptional activator Myb-like. The record is from RefSeq and is a predicted model, not a curated record. The coding region runs from base 82 to 2043 and encodes 653 amino acids. Gene Ontology annotation, cellular component: nucleus. The transcript is spliced from 4 exons. Gene Ontology annotation, molecular function: DNA-binding transcription factor activity, RNA polymerase II-specific; RNA polymerase II cis-regulatory region sequence-specific DNA binding. Lineage: Eukaryota; Metazoa; Cnidaria; Hydrozoa; Anthoathecata; Hydractiniidae. Gene Ontology annotation, biological process: regulation of DNA-templated transcription.
UAUUUUUGUUUUUGUUCUUUUUAAGCAAUACACACUAAAAAUGAUGAACACUCAGGCAAAGUUUUUCACAAUGUUGUUUUGAUGGAUGGUUUGCCCUUAGGGAAGAGUGACCAUGGUUUUGGUGCUAGCUUUAAUAACCGGUCUGGCCAGUUUGUAAACACUGUUCAAAUUUGUGGCAAUGAAAUUGUGAAGAGCUCUCGUCUAAUAAAAGGCAGAUGGAGCAAAGCUGAAGAUAAAAAAUUGAGGGAUCUAUGCAGUCAAUAUGGCACAAAGAAUUGGUCAGUAAUUUCAGCAUUUUUUACACAACGAACGGAACUGCAAUGUCAGCAAAGAUGGAAAAAGGUGCUUGAUCCUUCCCUUAUCAAAGGCGCAUGGACAAGGGAGGAAGACGACCUUGUGGUGAGGCUGGUGCACAGGUAUGGUGCUAAGAAAUGGUCUUUGAUUGCGUCUCACUUGAAGGGUCGGAUUGGAAAGCAAUGUCGAGAACGUUGGCAUAACCACCUAAACCCGAACGUAAACAAAACACCAUGGUCUGAAGAAGAAGAUCGCGUAAUUUAUGAAGCUCAUAGUCAGUUAGGAAAUAGAUGGGCAGAUAUCGCGAAAUUAUUACCAGGAAGGACGGACAAUGCAAUUAAGAAUCACUGGAAUUCCACAAUGAAACGAAGGUUCGAGCCAGGUUUCCGGCAGCGAGUGAAAACAAAACCAAACUGUAAAAGUACGGAAAGAGACACUGCGGAAUUAUUCACAAGGCCGACUUUUAAAGUGAAUCCUCCCGAAAAUGAUUUAGGGACAGACAUUGACGAAAAUGUUGUUAAAUCAGAAGAAGCGCUACAGUAUAUUUUGCCUAAUUAUAUAAAAAAUGAAAGUGAGGGAAUAAAACUGGAGGAUGAGGAGACAGACGAAGAGGAGAUUCCAAACGAUUCAGAUCUUGUUAUGUCGCCUUUUAAAAAUCUAAACAACUUUUCUGAUAUGUUAGCUGAAUUGGGUGGCAUAGAUGGUCUUCUGCAGAACUACAGUCCUGUGAAUAAAGAAAAUUUCGCAUCAACUGUAUUUAAAAGAAACACGAAUUCUAACCAGAAUUUUCCACCGGCGCCGGCUAUUUUACGACGAUCUCGCAACAAGCAGCCGUUGUCUGAUAUGAACACAAAUAUCAAUAUGGAUGCCCCCGCCCCUGUGCAAGAACUUGGCUUUUCGCCGUCGGCUUUUCUGAACACUUCGAAAUGUACAGAGCUGGUUACGUCAACACCGGCGCGAAAAGUGGCCGGUUUAUCUGCGAACAAAACACCUUCGUUUUUAAAAAUAACGCCGUUGACAAUCGGCAAGAGUGAGAAACGGAAACGGAAAAUAAAUAUUUCGGCAGGGGUUGUUUCGGAAACACCAGUUGUUAAGCAGUCUAUGGUCAGCACGACACCAAGAACACCGACCCCGUUAAAAGUGGCGAGUAAACAAGAGCAAACUCGGCGCGCGAGUAAGUGUCAAACGAUUGACGAAAUAUCGGAACUGUUCAUACACAAGUCGGCAAGAUCGUCAACGCCCGAUCACGAUUACGCGAAAUCGGUAUCCGAAACAUACACAGAUCCUAUGGAUAGUGGCAUUGGCCGAGACUCGUUGCGACGAACUUUGUUCGAUACACCCAGUCAAAACCCACUGCUUAGAUCCUCUAGUGGAAAUGCCUUCACUGAAAAAGAACUGAACGCAAUCGAACAAAUGGCAACAAGUUUCACGCCUAGAAAACAAAACCCAAACUUAUCAAACGUUGCAAUGCCGAAAGGAAGUCAGGGCAGCCUAAAUUUUAUUCCCAUACAUCCUGGACAUGUACUCCCGCAAAAACAACAAAUUAAAAUUCUACCACUUGUCGGAAAGCCUUUGAAACUACCUCUGCGCAAACUACCGGCUCGAAAUUUGAAAUUUCCGACGAAUCAACCGGUGUACUUGAAUUUAUCUGAAGCGUUUAAAGCAGUCGCGUUUGGCCAGAGUACGGACCAAAAGUUUCUUACCGAACAAGCACGGUUAAUUAUGAAUGAAAUGAGAAACGCAAGGUGAGAGAAAAUUUUGUCUCCAUGGCGUUUGUUAUACAGUGGUUGCUUCACGAAUUUUUAAUGAUAUAAUAAUACUUCUGUGUUAUAAGAUAUUGUAGUUUAUUUUAAGUCAAACUUAACAUACUUCGUUGAUAGGGUUCUUGUCAUUCUUAGAAAGCCUGACUGAGAAUUAGAGAAAUGCAUUUCCCUAUUUCUUGCCUUGAUUUGUUAUUUCUAAUAGUUGCAUUUCCCAAGCUCAAGUUAUUGUAAAUUGUUUCUACAGUAAGAAUUUUUGUAUUAUUUUGUGCUUUCCCUCUCGGAGCUUGCCAAAAUAUCCUUUAAAAAAUUUCGAAGACCCUGGUAUUUCGCCCUGAAAAUUAGAUCAGAUCUUUCGUUAUCUUUGAGGGCCUAUCUUACUGAAAAUGGGUGUCACGAGUUUUCUUUAAAUGGGUGUCACAAUUAGCGCAUUGGUUUCUAAAGUCUUUGCUUUCCCUUAAACUGUUCAGAAUUUUAAACCUUUCUCUAUGCAAUAGAGCAGUAUUUAUUCUUUGUAUAUAUCAUAUAUAAUUACGUACUAUUUUUUCUUUUUUAUGUCAUUUACAUUUUUGUUUAUCAAACAGUGUUAAAGUCGUUUUGUCGUGAAGAUGGCUUUUACAUUGACUAGUUGUUAUGCCAUAUUGGUAUCUCUUCAUACCAACUGAAACUACUGACUGAAAAAUGCUAAGAAAGUGUUCAGGUUGCUUUCCUUUAAGACAUUUUUGGCUGCCGCUCCUAGCUUUUAGGAUCUGGACACGCGUGAGCAACCAUUGGAACAGUCAAUAAAAAUUCAGUGGUCAUACACACUUUAAUGAAAAGCAGUCUUUUAACAGCGAUUUCUUACUUUUGUUUCAUGUUUUCGUCUUGUUAAAUGCGAACUCAUAACUCGCCUUUUGUUUUCUUUGAUGUUUUUGUUGUAGUAUUUUUCUUACCAGGUGUAUCAACAAAUUUAUGUAACUUAUUCGGAACUUUUUACGCCCUCCAAGUAUGGGCGUUAAUGUUUUCAGCGUGAAAGGAACACGUAAAAAGGGCCGUUAAGAAUUUAUUGAUAAGAUUGCAAACAACACCAAACGGGGUGGUCUUUAUAUAGGACUGGUUAAAGAAAAGCCAAUACGGCAUCACAUCUUAUUUAUAGCCUCGUUUCCAGACAUGGUGUAUUCUACUAGAAACGAGGUUACCUUUUGUUUAUUAUGUUUUUACCUAUAGUCAAAAUAUAUUUUUAAGAUAAAAUUAUUAACCGUUAUGUAUCACGUUUUUUUUUUGUUCUCAAAAUGUAGAUAUUUAAACUUGUAAGAAUAACUGAAUGUGAUUUUAAAUGUUAGUUUUGCAUUGA